AUGUCACCCCAGCGACAGCUGUAUGUGCUUCCUUCUUCAAGAAAAUAUGUAAGUUCUUUCUUCCUUCAGCUUGUGCUUCUCUGCGCUCUCUUUCCAGCAAUAUGUUUUUUUUCUCUCUCUCUUCACACUUUCUUCCCACUAUUUUUGGAGCGGUUCCCGUUUUCCGACGGGCCCCGGCCGGAGGCGACCGUGCUCUCCGGUUUCCAGGCGAGUUCGCAGGCUUGUGUUGAGGCAAGGCCGCAGGGGUCUGCCCCAGGUCCCUCAAACACUCCUCCUGUUGCACCAGGACCCUAUGGCAGCAACCGGAAAUUGCAGCAGACCCAGGCACAAGUAGAUGAGGUUGUGGAUAUCAUGAGAGUGAAUGUAGACCGAGUCCUUGAACGAGAUCAGAAACUUACAGAACUGGAUGACCGAGCUGAUGCGCUUCAAGCAGGAGCGUCACAGUUUGAGACCAGUGCAGCAAAACUAAAACGCAAAUAUUGGUGGAAGAACUGUAAGAUGUGGGCAAUAUUAAUAGCUGUCAUCUUGAUCAUCAUAAUCAUCAUAAUUGUUUGGCAGACCUCCUCAUAAGACCAACCACAUUCUUGCCUGUUGAAAAUUGGAGGUGGACUUCAAGAUUUUGACCCAACAUCUACUGUUUUUAAAAAUUCAUUUCUCUGCUUUAACAUUAUUAAAAAUGGGAGGAAAUUGAGUAUGAUCAGGAGUUUAGAAUGUUGUAGAUUAUGUAUUGAUCUUUGUCACCUGAUCUUCAUCCAUCACGUACUAAACUUGAGUGGCAGUUUCUCUUUUAAUUGGUAUUAGCACCAUCUUUAACUCAGUGGGACCAAAUUCCUUCAGGCAACUUUAAGUCCUAAUGUUUUGAUCCUUUUGUGCCUUUUUUGCUAGCCUGAAUAAGGAAGUUGCCACAAAAUUCAAUUCCUGAUCAUGGUCAAGCUUCAAUGGAGUUGUCUCACUGAGCGAGCAUGGUUUUUUCCCACUUUCCAGUAAUGCUCAUUUUAAAGUGCACUAAUUUUUGACAGUUUGAAACCCAUCCAGUUGACGGUUUUUAGAUGAAGCCAGGUUGUGGUCUGCAAUUUUUGAAUUGGCUUCUACUUGUUUUGGCCAAAGAUUGAGUAAUAUAUCAUGAGUGCCACAUGGAAGUAUGGUUUCCCUGUACAUCAAACCUUGAAUAUUCUGGACAAGGGGUGCAAACAAUUACUUCAGUCUGGUUGCACAGAUUAGACAGCUAGUCACCAACAAUAGUAUUGCCUGUUGCAUCCGUGGGUUAUAAUAGAACCUGAGGAUUCUUCACUAAUAAGGUGUUCCUUCAUGUAGAUAUUUUAAAUAUCUUCAUUCAGUUGAAGCAUAAGUAUGUUCUGAAAAUGAAGAUCUUUGCCCUAUUCUAGUUUUGUUUGAUAUUUGAGCUUUGGUUUAUAACUUGCCUUUUCCAGAGGAGGUUCUUUUCCAGAGGUUACAUGAACUAGUUGCCAACCUCUACCCCUCAUUUCAAGUGGAGACUUAUUUGGAUUCCAUCUCUGUACCUGUUCCUUGAACAAAGGAAAUUGGAAGGCUGUGGUCAAAUGAUCUGUUAUAGUAAUUAAUGAUAGGUGUGGUCUACUAAAAAUCCAUCCUUAUGAGCUCAACAGAAGUACAAAGACUCCUCCUUAACUUAAAUUUGCAACACUAGAUUUGAGCAAUGAUGUGUUUUUUUUUACUUAAUGUGCUAGUUGCCUUAUCACUUCCAAAAACAAAAAAGCCAAGAAUUUUUGACUGUCUUGUGCCUUAUCUGUUUGUCCUAGAUUGAACCUGAAAUGUAAGUUGAGGUUUAUCUGGAUCUCCACUGGAAAUUUGUGACCUGCUCACCUGAAAUAGACUUUCAUGAACCAUGUAUAAAGCUUGAUGUGUGACAAGAUGGUGUUUUUUUUGUAAAGGACACUUCUGAGCAGGAGGAGGAAAAACCUACAAUAUGCAAUUACUGCAGUAGUAACUUUGGCCCUCAGCUUGCUAAAUACCUUAUUCACAAUAAGCCCUAAAUUAGUAAUUGAAUUGUUGUUGACCUAAGUUCAUGAAUCAAUAUUCUUUCUGCACAAUGUUUCAAAAAAAAUCCUUGUCAACAUCUGUACAGUUCUUGAAUUGUGAACACAUGCCCAUUCCUAAUGGCUAUACCAAGCAGCAAGUAAGCUGCUCUUAUUUGGUCUAGUGUACCAGAUGGGCUGGCUUCCCUGUACUCUCCUAGUGGUGGUCUUGGAUGAAUGUUUAAGAUUGUCUAGCACUUGCCUUUGUAUUGCACUGUAGGAAAACUGAACAAUAAAUUGGUGAUGGGUAUUUUGAAAAGACCACUGCAGUUGGUCUGUUCUGAUGAUUUGAAUGUCAAUUUUAUACUCCUGAUGCUCAUUCGCUUUGCCUUUCCAUGUAAAAGGGAAAAACAAAACCAAUAAUUUGCCUCUACCUACCCUCCUGCUAAAUUGCAGAAUUAACCUGAAGUAUGGAUGAAUUUGUUAGAUGGGCAUUGGGUCUUGGAUCAGAAUUUUAACCAUCACUAUAGAGUUCAGUAUAUCUACCAACAUUUUUCUAUAUAUUUAAUGGAGUUCAGUUAACCAUCAGUUGAGAUGACAUUGCAAUUGUAAACUUGAGCAGGUGCCUUAAUGUCUUCAGCCAGCAAGUUUUAAUGUUUUAUUGAGCCUCAAUUCUUGUUUAGCCUUGUGCCAGAGUUACUGUCACUGGGGCUUAAGUGCCCAACAGUUACCAAAAUGCAAAGAAGUGCUUCUUGGCCAUAGUGCCCCACUUAAACACACGGUUACGAAGCUUGUCCAGGGUAGCAUUGCAGCCAAGUCUGUUCAGUUGUAUUUUACAAUAUGGAAGAUUUAAUAAAAUGUUUCACAAUCUGA
Messenger RNA from Pristis pectinata (smalltooth sawfish), 2867 nucleotides. RefSeq names its product vesicle-associated membrane protein 3-like. NCBI's taxonomy places the organism in Eukaryota, Metazoa, Chordata, Chondrichthyes, Rhinopristiformes, Pristidae. The record is from RefSeq and is a predicted model, not a curated record. The transcript is spliced from 6 exons. Gene Ontology annotation, biological process: vesicle fusion; vesicle-mediated transport; SNARE complex assembly. Gene Ontology annotation, molecular function: syntaxin-1 binding; SNAP receptor activity. Gene Ontology annotation, cellular component: plasma membrane; SNARE complex. The coding region runs from base 1 to 570 and encodes 189 amino acids.